AUGUCCCAGGAGCGGCCUGAACCGCCUUCGGGAGCGGACUCUCCAGAAGAGCUCGUUGCCCACGUUACCAACAACCCGUCCGACUGGCUGUUAUACUUGCGCCAUAUCAAUGGCUACGCUGCCGCCUUGAAGGAAGAGAACGAUUUCUCCCGCCUCGCCGACUCUGACCACGAUAACUCCCUCCAGUCCCUCCGAUCGACCAUCGCCAAGCAAGAGGGAAUUAUCGAAUACCAAAAGCAACAGCACCGAGAAGAUACUGCCCUGCUCCAGAAGGAGAUUACCCAUCUGGAGGUUGAGAAACUCCGCCUGCUCGACGCCGCCACGCCCGCUGUCCACACUCCCCGACCCGUCCCUGCCGCUAUCCCAAGUCCCCUGGCUGAACAGCCUGCGGAUUCUGUACCAAUACCGACUACGCUUGUUCCGCCCGUCUGUUCCGGAUCUUCCCAUCUCAGUGAGAAGAUCCCUGACCCAAAAGAAUUCGAUGGCUCUCGAAGCGACCUUCGCCGGUUCACGCAACAGACCUAUGGCAAGAUGACCGCCAACGCUGACCGAUUCCCGACCGCUGCUGCCCGCCUGACCUAUGUUGCUGGACGUCUGACCGGGAAAGCCUACGAAUUGAUCCUGCCGAAGACCCGCUACGGAGUUCCCGAGUUCCUCGAUUACCCGGAAAUGCUUGCCUACCUGGAGAACGCCUUUGGAGACCCCGACCGUAUUCAGAAUGCCCAGAAUAAACUAUACCAGCUGAAGCAGAGGAACCUGGAUUUUAGCACCUUCUUUUCCGAAUUUCAACGCCUGGCCCUGGAAGGAGAGAUGCCCGAGGACGCCCUGACCCCAUUGUUGUUCCAAGGCAUAUCUCGCGAACUUCAGGAUAUGCUCCUACACAGCCCGACCCCGUCCCGGAAAUACAGAGACUACGCCAACCAUCUGCAAGCUCUGGAUAACCGCUUCCGCCAACACCAACAGCAAGUCUCCCGGAACCGUAUCGUCACUCCUGCCAGAACCCCUGCCAGUUAUGCCGCCGCCGUUGUCCCCCGCCAGCCCGCUGCCGCGAGCCCGAACCCGAGCCCGGACCAGCCCAAGAGAGAAUGGAGAGCGCCCCGACCUGCUUCGCCCGUCGCCAACGGAGGAGAGCCUAUGGACUUGAGCUCCCAGAAAAGAUUCGCCCCCGGUGGAAGGAAAGAGCGCGGAGAAUGCUUCCGCUGCGGUUCAGAGGGUCAUCGCGUCGCUGCCUGCCCCGAACCUGAUACUCGCCCCUCGUCCCAACUUCGUCAAUUCCGUGCCAGCUAUGUCCACCGUUUCGAUAGCCCUGAUCCUGUCCGAUCUGCUCCCAAGAAAGAGCGCCGCCCGAGAACCGCUGCCACCGUCCGACUAUCUGCUGCCGCCGCCAAGGGAGUCUCUGUCCAAGAAGAAACGGAUCAGAGGUCCCAUUUGAUGAUUCUACCUGUUACCCUGGAAUUAGGAAGCAAGGCGCUCCCGACUUACGCCAUGACCGAUACCGGAGCCGAAGGAAAAGGCUUCAUAGACCAGAGCUGGGCCGCGAGCCACGAGCUACCCCUGAGGAAACUAAAGAGACCAUUCGGAUUAGAAGUGUUCGAUGGAAGAAACGCCGAGAGUGGAAUGAUCACCCACUAUAUCGAGACCCGACUGAGAACUGAAGACCAUUGCGAAGAGAUCAAGCUCUUCGUGACCCAACUGGCCCAUUACCCCGUUAUUCUGGGAAUGCCCUGGCUAAAGAAGCACGACCCGAAGAUCGGAUUCGCCUGCCAUACCUUUACUUUUGACAGUGAAUACUGCCGGAAACACUGCAAUACUCCCGCCCGCCCGACGAAGAUCCGAGCAUUGCAUGACGUCCCUGCCAAGGCCCGACCGCACAACUUGCCUCCCCGACCGGCUGAGCUGCAGCAUCUAGAUAUUGCCCGAGUAUCGUUAAGAGCCUGUACGAUGUACAGCCGAAAGAACUGCCAGCUUUUUACUGUUACGAUCAAUGAUAUCGACCGGUACCUGCAGAAUGCCAGCCCGCCGGAGCCCCGAGACCUGCUGCCCGAGGAACUAAAAGAUUAUGCCGACAUCUUUUCACCCAAGGAAGCCGAAAGACUCCCCCCGCACCGGGAUUAUGAUCACGAUAUCCGCCUGUAG
This is a messenger RNA of Anthostomella pinea, 2136 nucleotides long. The record is from the annotation of a GenBank genome assembly. Lineage: Eukaryota; Fungi; Ascomycota; Sordariomycetes; Xylariales; Xylariaceae.